Messenger RNA from Capsicum annuum, 707 nucleotides. RefSeq lists its product as uncharacterized. Bases 72 to 386 code for a protein of 104 amino acids. The transcript is spliced from 2 exons. Lineage: Eukaryota; Viridiplantae; Streptophyta; Magnoliopsida; Solanales; Solanaceae. The record is from RefSeq and is a predicted model, not a curated record.
UUAAUCGCACUAAUUCUCAAGCAAAUUACUAUUCAUCUUCUUCGUUGAAACAAAUUAUCAAUCAAUCAAUCAUGGAUAACAUGCUUCGUGCUAAUCAUCGGACAACAUUACCGACACAGGCUUAUUCUGCACAUCUUCAGCCAACAACUCAAAGUGAUAUAAAGAUGGAAGAAUCAUCAAACACCAGCAAUGCUAAAACUUUUAGUCAUAUCAAUGCACAAAUGUAUAACACCCCAGAAUUUUCAAUUGCAUUGGUGGAAUCUGUCAUGGAUAGAGCUACACAAAAUUGGGUACUUAUUAACAAAAAAGAAAGUGAAGGGUGCAAUUAUACUACUUGUAGUGGAAAUAACAGGAAAAAGACAUGGGAUGAACACGUUGCUGAUUAAUAUGACAAGGAACAACCAGAGAUAUUAGCAAACCAAUUAGAAACUUUAAAUAUGAAAUUAGAAAAUGUAAAGAAUAAAAAAAUCAAGAUGAAUGAAAAAGAGGAACAAGAUGCAUUUGAGAUGUAUUUCAAAAACAAGCAUGAAGCUAUCAGAAAGUUGAGAUUUGUGCGAGCCGAAGAUUCAAAAUCAUCUUAGGCAUCAUGAAAAAAGGUAUUUCAGUGCACAAAAGCACCCACUAUAUGUGAGUCUUAGAAAAGACUGGAGCACGAGGCUAGCUAGCAAGUUGCCAUGCUCCUUUAUAUUUAUUUCCUUUUACUCAAG